Molecule: messenger RNA, 606 nt
Organism: Hordeum vulgare subsp. vulgare (domesticated barley)
Lineage: Eukaryota; Viridiplantae; Streptophyta; Magnoliopsida; Poales; Poaceae
Source: RefSeq, a predicted model, not a curated record
AUGGGAGCGAAGAGCAUCUCUAGCAGACCUCAUAAACUGGUCAAACCCAUAAAAAACGAGGUGUUUAUAUUUCCGGUCAGAAAAACGAAGCGGAAUAGAUCCCGUAAAACUUGUUCGACCUGUAAAAUUUUUAAGGGGCACGGUAAAUCCAUUCAUGAAAACUUUAUAUGUGCAGUUUUGAAGGCAGUAUACAAUUUACCCCAUAAACUGGUCAAACCUCGUCGGAGCAAACGCGUCAUUGCGGAACUGACCGAAAUCUACGUGAAACUCACCGGAAUCUGUCGCCGCAUGUCGGAACAAACCACUGCACGUCUUAAUUUGUCGUCGCAAGGCCGAAUUGCGGCCAGCUCGACCUCCACUGCCGAGACGAGGCCAUCCACAGGCAGGAUGGAGCAGGCCACCGACGGCCUGAAUCAGGGGGCGGGGCGACACCGGAGAAGAGUAGGACAGGAUGGAGGAGCUCAUGCGGCCAUGAUGGGGACGUAUGCAUGACAACGGGCAGUGUCAAGCUCAAUCGGAAAUGGACAGUGUCAAGCUCCAUCGGAGGCGGACGGCGCAGGGCUCCUCCAGUGCAUGCAUGGCGGGGAACGGACGGCGCCACGAUGA